This is a messenger RNA of Leishmania braziliensis MHOM/BR/75/M2904, 2925 nucleotides long. Its product is annotated as putative ethanolamine phosphotransferase. Gene Ontology annotation, molecular function: mannose-ethanolamine phosphotransferase activity. The transcript has a single exon. Gene Ontology annotation, cellular component: endoplasmic reticulum membrane. Lineage: Eukaryota; Euglenozoa; Kinetoplastea; Trypanosomatida; Trypanosomatidae. The coding region runs from base 1 to 2925 and encodes 974 amino acids. Gene Ontology annotation, biological process: GPI anchor biosynthetic process. The record is from RefSeq and is a predicted model, not a curated record.
AUGUCUUCUCAGUGCACUGUGGCGCGACAUGACUACCUCUCGUGGUGUCCAGCGCUGCUGGUGAUCGCCCUCUACGCCGGCAGUGUGCUCCUCUUCACCACCUCGAUGCUCUCCACCUCCAUUGUUAUGCGAACUGUGGCGACAGAGCCGUGUGAUGAGGCGCAGGCGCCGUCGGUAGAUCAGGUGGUGCUCAUCUUAAUCGACGCCCUGCGACCCGACUUUGUGUUGUCCUCACUGCGCCCCUUCGCCCGCAUCGGUGGACGAUGCACUGCGCACGAGGAUGCUCUAGGGCCCCAGCGCCUGGACGAAUUCGACGCCGGGCAAACACUCCAGUACGUAGAGGAGUCGUUGCGCUCCAGCGAGUCGGCGGCGUUGGCGUUCUUCCUUGUUGCCGACCCCCCCACGACGACAGCACAGCGCCUCAAGGCCAUUGCCACGGGGACGAUGCCUGCCUUUCUCGAGGCCGGCUCGAACUUCAACAGCGAGGCAGUCGAAAUGGACAGCGUCGUUGGUCAGAUGAACGGCAGCGCUGUGCUGCUGGGCGAUGACACGUGGGAGAGGCUCUUUCCUAAUACGCCUACGCGGCGCCACUGGAAGAAGGCGGUCGGCAUCCCUUCCUUUGACGUCGCUGACUUCGACACAAACGACGAUGCCGUAUUGGCGGAGGUGUACAGCGCGCUGGCGGCGGAGACUCCGGAGGCCGUGUUACGGGCCGCAGCCACUUCCCCUGCGGAGGCAGAGCAGCAGGAAGGACCCGCGCGGCUCGUGGUUGCGCACUUCCUCGGCAUCGAUCACAUCGGUCACCGCAUCAGCUCUGACAACCCCUUCAUGAAUGCCAAGAUCCUUCAGCUGGACCAGAUGCUGCGCAACAUCAGCCGCACGCUGCGGGAGCGGGCGACGUCCAUGAACACGAUGCUGCUGGUGCUGGGCGACCACGGCAUGACGAACAGCGGGGAUCACGGUGGUGACUCCGCGCAGGAGACGGACACCUUCUUGUUCGCCGAGUAUUUCCCCGGCACGCAGGCGGACGUAACGCACACGCAUCCGCCGCCGUCGGCCAGUUCUAACUUGGCGAGGGCGCAGAGGCUCAUCGAGCGGCGCUGGCGAGAUGGCGUGGACGCCGAGUUUGACCGACUUCGCAGCUGCCACGCCCGUGCUGGGGUGCCGCGCGACCGGCUUGGUGCAACGUAUCAGGUGGAUGUGACAGCCACCGUUGCGGCGCUCUUGAGAAAGCCGAUUCCAUACUCGAACCUUGGCCGUGUGAUCCCUGAGGUCGUGGUACUGGCAAACGCUUCUGCCGAUGUGGAGGCCACUGAACGGUGCAAUCUGCGCCAACUGCAACGCUACUUCAAGGAGGCGGGCUUGAGGGUGCCGCGCGACGCCUCGUGGGCGACACCGGGGAUAUCCAUCACACGCCAGCUGGCUGCCAUGAGCCACUAUGCUCGUCGCACCCGCAUGGAUAUGAGCCGCCCCGGCAUGUUCAUCGGCUCCACUGGGCUGCUGCUAUCUGCCAUGUCCCUCCUCUGGUCCCCGACCAUCCGUGCGCACUUUCUUCCCAGCAUCGGCACCGGCUGGCUCGUGCGGUGGACGACUCUCACGCUUCUGCUCCGGCUGUGCUUGGUGUUCGCGAACAGCUUUGUCGUUAACGAAGACUCGGAAGUGCUCGGACUUCUGAGCUCGCUCCUUAUGUUCUUACUGGUGCCACGCGUCUUGGCGUGGCGGGCACAGCACCGAUCGAGAGGGAUGGGCCCAUCUGCCGCCGCGGGUACGAAGCUCACCACUGCGCAGCAGUCGGUUUUUUUACGAACUCUUGACGGCACCCGCCAAAUCGCCACCGCUCUUCAGCGCGAAACGAUCUUCCUGGGCCUUCUCCUUGUCGGACUGCGACUCGGCGUGCCCACGCUGCUGCGCUACCGCGCACACAUCACACACACGGUGGACACGGAAAGCUCUGUGGACCGCGCGCUGCUGCAGCUGCCAGCUGGGCUGCGGUUUGAACAAGUAGGCAUUAUUGUCGGCGGCGUCGCGUGGUCUGCGCUCUACCCGCACCACGUGCGGCGCAUAGCUGUAGCCGCGACGUGCGCCUGUCUGAUACUUGUCUACCACGUUCCUGUAGCCCACCACGUCGUGCCGCUCCUCUGUAUUGCGGCUUACCCCCUGGCAUGGACGUGGGCGUCGCCGCUGUCGGUAUUGCAGCGCCGCGCUCGGAGUUCAGGGGCAUCGUAUGCCACCUCCUCCGGUCACGCAGCCUAUGCGUAUCUUGUCACUGUGCUUUGGCUGAGUUCCUUGUGCAACGGGAGGGUGGCGACUGCGAUCGUGGUGGCGCUGUACGGCACCAGCCUCCCGUCACUAUGCUGCGUGCUCCGCAUCGAGCCGGUACUCACCCAAGGCGUCGUGCUGCACCUCGCCGCAUUUGUCGCCUUCUUCGCUGAGGGCCACCAGUGCAUGCUCAAUACGAUCGACUGGAACUCGUCGUUUGUGGGAAUGCCCGGCUACAGCAUGUACGCGGGCGGCAUACUGGUGCUAAGUCGAACCUUUCACGCUUUCCUGCUGGUGCCCUUUGCUCUACGUGUGUGGCCUGGUGCGACUGCACACGGUAGUCUCGAUGACGCAGCCGCCGUGGCAAAAAAGCGUGAUAACCAUAUCGACGGUGCGACAACGGAGGAAGCGAAGAGAAGACAACCCGCAGCAGACUCGGUGGCACACUCGAUGCCUGCGCCGCGAGUGGCAGUCUCCGCCUCUGUUGUCAUAACCGUCUAUGCGUAUAUCAUGGUGGUGCAGUCCGCCGUCUCGUGCUUCAGCGGGUACAUUCAGAAGACACACCUCAUGCUCUUCCCCAUCUUCUGCCCCAAAUUGCUCUUCGACGGCGUCAUUGCGCUACUGACUUGCGCAGCAGCGUUGAUUGCACUUGUCGUUUCCUCCUAA